UGACCUAAUUCACUGUGCAUGAAUUAGAAUUUAGAAAUUGCUUCAAUGGCUCCACUAAUCUCUUCAGUCUCUAUAAAUGGUACUCUUCUCUGCUGAUUUUUUCUCGUUGGGCUUGGAUUCCUCCAUUGAGAGAAGGAAUUUGGGAGUAAAAUUACGAUUUUUCAGAUCUCUGUCUUUCAAUGAUGACCAAGAUCUAUAUUGUUACUUUUGCUCUUCAUUGAUCUCACCGACAUGUGUGGUUGGUGGAGGCGGCCGCUCAAAGAGAUCUGUUCUUGCUUUCAGUUCCACUGCAGACAUGAAAAUGAGAUUUUUGCUGAUAUUAGAGCAGUUUGUCCACCUGUGGACCCAAAAUUCUACGGAAAUUGACAAUGUGACUCACCUGUUUGGAUAUAAGUGAUACUACUCCAUGUAUGGCCACGUUGAAAAACUUGCGGAGGAGAUCAAGAAAGGCGCUUUGUCUGUUGAAGGAGUGGAAGCCAAGAUGUGGCAGGUUCCUGAAACGCUACCAGAGGAGGUUCUCAACAAGAUGGGCGCACCUCCAAAGAGUGAUGUGCCAAUCAUAUCUCCAAAUGAGCUCGCUGAGGCUGAUGGCAUUGUCUUCGGGUUUCCAACUAGGUUCGGCAUGAUGGCAGCCCAAUUCAAAGCAUUUCUCGAUGCCACUGGUGGGCUUUGGAGAGCUCAGCAGCUUGCUGGCAAGCCUGCUGGUAUUUUCUACAGCACUGGCUCUCAAGGUGGCGGACAAGAAACAACUCCUUUGACAGCGAUAACACAGCUAGCUCACCAUGGUAUGCUUUUUGUGCCGAUUGGCUACACUUUUGGUGCCGGGAUGUUUGAGAUGGAGAAUGUGAAGGGUGGAAGCCCUUAUGGUGCUGGAACAUUUGCAGGGGAUGGUUCAAGAUUCCCGACAGAGCUUGAACUGGAGCAAGCAUUCCACCAAGGGAAAUAUUUUGCAACCAUUGCUCGAAAACUCAAAGAAUCCUUUUGAUGUGUUCUUAUACAGCUUUGGGUACAAUUUCUCUUUGGUUAUGUCUAAUUCCUCUCUUAUUUGGGUUGUUGAAUAAUAAUAUUAUAGUUGGGGAUUGUUGAUUCUUGAAGUCAGUGUGUAUAUUUGAUUUUUCAGAACAGCUUUGUGUAAAAUUAUUUGACUGCUUCACCGUUGGGAGUGCAAGAAUGAUUGCUCGGAUUAUUAUUGUGGAUUA
This is a messenger RNA of Dioscorea cayenensis subsp. rotundata (Guinea yam), 1199 nucleotides long. Its product is annotated as NAD(P)H dehydrogenase (quinone) FQR1-like. Lineage: Eukaryota; Viridiplantae; Streptophyta; Magnoliopsida; Dioscoreales; Dioscoreaceae. Bases 407 to 985 code for a protein of 192 amino acids. The transcript is spliced from 5 exons. The record is from RefSeq and is a predicted model, not a curated record. Gene Ontology annotation, molecular function: NAD(P)H dehydrogenase (quinone) activity; FMN binding.